AUGAGUUUAAUAGAGGAUUUAGAUUCAUGCAUGGAAUGCAAUCAAUGGAAUGAUAGUUUGUCAACAUUAAGCUGCUGCAAUACAAAAAUAUGCUCCAAUUGUUUAAAUAAUGAUUAUAUUAGUACACACAUUUGCAAUAAUAGUCAACCUCAAAUAGAACAACAGCAAGAGCAACAACAGCAACAACAACAACAACAAAAUAGUUUAGAAUACAAUAAAGUUUAUGAAAAUUUAUAUUCAAGUUUUUUAUCAAUAAACUCAAAAUUUAAUAUUGGUUUGGGUUCAAGUCUUAAUAGUAGCUUGGGUGCAUCUGCAGACGACGAUGAAGAUAUUUCCGAAGAUAAUAUUUUUGAACAUAUUCUUCUGCCAAAAGAUACCCUUCAAGGUUUAUCAAUAAGAUAUAAUGUAUCUGUAAAUGAAAUAAAAAAGAUUAAUAAUAUCCAUUCAGAAGAAAGACAUGGCAAAUUAAUUUUAUUAAUCCCAAAAAGACCAAACCAAAACAGACAACAAAAAGAAGAAAUUCUUUCAAAUCAAGAACUUACCGAAAACUUAAAGAAAAACGUCAUUGCACGUUAUAUGAAGAAAUCACGUUGUUCCGACCAAUCAUUGGUUGAAACUUAUUUAGAAAAACAUUCAUACCACUUUUUUAAUGCUUUA
Molecule: messenger RNA, 657 nt
Organism: Dictyostelium purpureum
Lineage: Eukaryota; Evosea; Eumycetozoa; Dictyosteliales; Dictyosteliaceae
Exons: 1
Source: RefSeq, a predicted model, not a curated record